Molecule: messenger RNA, 3871 nt
Organism: Phyllostomus hastatus (greater spear-nosed bat)
Lineage: Eukaryota; Metazoa; Chordata; Mammalia; Chiroptera; Phyllostomidae
Gene: CHPF2
Product: chondroitin polymerizing factor 2
Exons: 4
Coding region: 1415-3733 (772 amino acids)
Cellular component (GO): Golgi cisterna membrane
Molecular function (GO): glucuronosyl-N-acetylgalactosaminyl-proteoglycan 4-beta-N-acetylgalactosaminyltransferase activity
Source: RefSeq, a predicted model, not a curated record
CCUCUUUCCCCACCCUCCCCACCCCCACAAGGACGACAGGGGCGCCGCUCCCCACGACAGGCGCAGGUCCCACCCCCACGCCCUCGCCCCCCUGCUCCCCGGGACGGCGCUGGUCGCGGCGAUCACAUCCUUUGUCCGAUCGCCCCUGGUCCUGCCGCAGGGGCCUCCCCACCGCGGGCUUCGGGCUUUCCCUUGUGGCCUGUCGCCCGCGGGCGCAGGCAGGGCUGUUGCCCCUGCCGAAGGGCCUGGGCUCGGGGUCUUGACACUCCCCUCCCAGUCCCACUGUCCGAACAAGCGGAACUGAGUCUGCAGCCCCUCGGCAGCUCCGUGACGCAGCCAGUUUUAUUUUUGUUUUGAGACUACCGGCUAAAAGUCGCUUUGAGCCUUCUUUCCAGGACUGGAAGUGGUCUGUGAUCGCUGAGAGACAGAGCAAGGGCGCUGGGCCUGGCACGGCCACGGCCGCAGCCAGCCGAGGCUCGGUGUGCCUUUCCGGGAUCCCUGCGCUGCCUUCCGCUGCUUCUCGUCGUCUCGGUUUGGUUUGGUCGGGGUGCCCGGGGCCCUGGUAAAGCCAGACACCGAAUGGCUCUUCCAUAGCCGGAGUUACUGUGAUUUGCCUCCUGUCCCCCGUGAGAGGGAGGCGGGCAGCCCGGGGCUCUCAGCAUCUGGGAUUGGGAGAAGCAUGUGCUGCUGGAAGGCUCCAUCAGCUGCCGUGCGCCCCUGAGCGGCUCUCCCGGCCGGUGCCCUCAUCUGCUCCCCUCCUUUGGUGGCCAGGACGUCUGCGGGCCAUGCCAGUGGCUCCUGACCACUCCUGACUGGGAGGAGGGGCCCCUCCAGCCCUGUGUUUCCUCAACACGGGGGAGUGGAGUAGAAGGAGGCCCCGAUCCAGCACCCCUUCAGUGAACUGAGUGAGAAAUGUGCCCCCAGCCUGGCGCUCUUCGGGCAAGGCCUGCUGAGGAGGCUCCUCUAGCAGGGGCCCCGGUUCUGACGAGUCACGGGCUUUUCCUCUCUUCAUCAGUGGUUGCUGGCGCUUGACUUAGUCUGCAGAAGUGUGUAGUCCUCCUUUUCCAGUCAGACUUUGCAGGGUUGAACUUCAUUUCCUCCUCUUUCCACUGGAAGACGGGCCAUAAGCCAUUAAUGAGUGAAAUUGAUUCUAAUAUUACCAUUUGGACCGAGGGUUAGAUCUGGCACUUGGGUGACGGAAGAUCAGGCAGUCAGGAUUGUGAAGACCGGCCAGUCCAGCUUCCUGGGGAUGCUGGGCCUGGACGUGAACACGCCUCACUCCGUGGCCAACCUCACUGGCCGCAGGUGUCCUGGUUAAAGCUGCAGGCCCACUCCUGGCCUGGCGCCCAUCAGCCCACGGAUCGGUCCUCAAGGCUGUGCCCUCCAGGGCGCGCACACGGCAGGGCCCGCCACCAUGCGCCUGAGCUCCCUGUUGGCCCUGCUGCGCCCAGCACUGCCCCUCAUCCUGGGGCUGUCCCUGGGGUGCAGCCUGAGCCUCUUGCGGGUUUCCUGGAUCCAAGGCGAGGGAGAAGACCCCUGUGUAGAGGCUGUGGGGGAACCCGGAGGGCCGCAGAAUCCCGACUCCAGAACUCGGCUGGACCAGAGCGAUGAAGACUUCAAGCCCCGCAUUGUCCCCUACUACAGGGACCCCAACAAGCCUUACAAGAAGGUGCUCAGGACCCGAUACAUCCAGACAGAGCUGGGCUCUCGGGAGCGGUUGCUGGUGGCAGUCCUGACUUCCCGGGCCACGCUGUCCACUUUGGCCGUGGCCGUGAACCGCACGGUGGCCCACCACUUCCCUCGGUUGCUCUACUUCACUGGGCAGCGAGGGACCCGGGCUCCAGCGGGGAUGCAGGUGGUAUCACACGGGGACGAGCGCCCGGCCUGGCUCAUGUCCGAGACCCUGCGCCACCUUCACACGCACUUCGGGGCCGACUACGACUGGUUCUUCAUCAUGCAGGACGACACGUACGUGCAGGCCCCCCGCCUGGCAGCCCUCGCCGGCCACCUCAGCAUCAACCAGGACCUGUACCUGGGCCGGGCAGAGGAGUUCAUUGGCGCCGGCGAGCAGGCCCGCUACUGCCACGGCGGCUUUGGCUACCUGUUGUCGCGGAGCCUCCUGCUUCGGCUGCGGCCACAUCUGGACGGCUGCCGGGGGGACAUCCUCAGCGCCCGUCCCGACGAGUGGCUCGGCCGCUGCCUCAUCGACUCCCUGGGUGUCGGCUGUGUCUCGCAGCACCAGGGGCAGCAGUACCGCUCGUUUGAACUGGCCAAAAACAGAGACCCCGAGAAGGAGGGGAGCCCGGCUUUCCUGAGCGCCUUCGCAGUGCACCCCGUCUCCGAGGGGACCCUCAUGUACCGGCUGCACAAGCGCUUCAGCGCACUGGAGCUGGAGCGCGUGUACAGUGAGAUAGAGCAACUGCAGGCUCAGAUCCGGAACCUGACCGCGCUGACCCCCGAGGGGGAGGCCGGGCUGAGCUGGCCCGUGGGGCUGCCGGCCCCGUUCACGCCGCGCUCUCGGUUUGAGGUGCUGGGCUGGGACUACUUUACAGAGCAGCACAUCUUCUCGUGCGCGGACGGGGCGCCCAAGUGCCCGCUGCAAGGGGCCAGCCGCGCGGACGUGGGCGACGCGGUGGAGACGGCUCUGGAGCAGCUGAAUCGGCGCUACCAGCCUCGCCUGCGCUUCCAGAAGCAGCGGCUGCUCAACGGCUACCGGCGCUUCGACCCCGCGCGGGGCAUGGAGUACACGCUGGACCUGCUGCUGGAGGCCGUGACGCAGCGCGGGCACCGGCGCGCGCUGGCCCGCAGGGUCAGCCUGCUGCGGCCGCUGAGCCGCGUGGAGAUCCUGCCGAUGCCCUACGUCACCGAGGCCACCCGCGUGCAGCUGGUGCUGCCCCUUCUGGUGGCCGAGGCCGCCGCAGCCCCCGCUUUCCUCGAGGCCUUCGCAGCCGGCGUCCUGGAGCCGCGGGAGCACGCGCUGCUCACCCUGUUGCUGGUCUACGGGCCGCGGGAGGGCGGCCGAGGGGCCCUGGACCCGUUUCUCGGGGUGAAGUCCGCGGCGGCCGAGCUGGAGCGGCGGUACCCGGGGACGAGGCUGGCCUGGCUCGCGGUGCGGGCCGACGCCCCUUCCCAGGUGCGGCUCAUGGACGUGGUGUCUAAGAAGCACCCGGUAGACACGCUUUUCUUCCUCACCACGGUGUGGACCCGGCCCGCGGCCGAGGUGCUCAACCGCUGCCGCAUGAACGCCAUCUCCGGCUGGCAGGCCUUCUUUCCCGUGCACUUCCAGGAGUUCCACCCCGCCCUGGCACCGCAGAGGUCCGCCCCGGGACCCGCGGGGGCUGGCCCCGACCCCCCAUCCCCUCCGGGCGCCGACCCCGCCCGGGGGGCUCCCGGCGGAGGCCGGUUCGACCGCCAGGCGUCCGCGGAGGGCUGCUUCUACAACGCCGACUACCUGGCGGCCCGCGCGCGGCUGGCUGCGGAACUGGCGGGCCAGGAAGAGGAGGAAGCCCUGGAGGGGCUGGAGGUGAUGGAUGUGUUCCUCCGGUUCUCAGGGCUCCACCUCUUCCGGGCCGUGGAGCCAGGGCUGGUGCAGAAGUUCUCCCUGCGCGACUGCAGCCCCCGGCUCAGCGAGGAACUCUACCACCGCUGCCGCCUGAGCAACCUGGAGGGGCUGGCGGGCCGCGCGCAGCUCGCGGUGGCGCUGUUCGAGCAGGAGCAGGGCAACAGCACCUAGCGCCCCGGCGCGGGGGCGGGGGGCCCCUUCCGCCUCAGCCCGCGGAGGGCGCGGCGAGACGGACGGACAGAUGGAGAGCUCGUGGCUGUAUUUUUUUUUUUUAAUAAGAAAACGUGAUUAAAAGUGUCUUCUGCCGAA